This is a messenger RNA of Homarus americanus (American lobster), 4448 nucleotides long. Its product is annotated as protein Tob1-like. Gene Ontology annotation, molecular function: transcription corepressor activity. The transcript is spliced from 3 exons. Gene Ontology annotation, cellular component: cytoplasm; nucleus. Bases 522 to 1658 code for a protein of 378 amino acids. The record is from RefSeq and is a predicted model, not a curated record. Gene Ontology annotation, biological process: regulation of gene expression. NCBI's taxonomy places the organism in Eukaryota, Metazoa, Arthropoda, Malacostraca, Decapoda, Nephropidae.
AGUAGGGACGACACGGUGUGAGGGUCCGCAUCUGCUCUGAGGUCGUGUGGGAAACAAAAUUUUUAUUUAUAUUUAACUACUUUACGUGUUUGUUAAGUGAAAAAAAUAUAUAUAUAUAUUAACAUUUUACAACCAAGAUUUAUUACCAAAAACCUUACCUAACCAACUAGUUAAAAAAUAAAUAAAUAUUCGACUCUUCACCAAAAGGACAAUUGUACAUCAGCAAACCACAACAACGGCUUAUUACUCCACCACCAAGAUCUCUCCACCAGCUCAGUGGGUCAACCAAAGAGGAAACAAAAGGUAAUGACUGUGUUCCAUAAUCCACAACAACCUUCUUACGUAACUGAGAGCGAAUGACUGAGGACAGACGAAGGACCUCACCAGCCUAGCACCACCAUCAGCCGUCACCCUCCAGUACCUACAGGCCCGUCUCAAUCUGCCCGGCCCCGCCCCCUCGACAGUACCGCCGUUAACCUUGUCGUGACCCAGAAACUCGCCCUCAAAAAAAGCUUCCCACAAUGCACCUUGAGAUCCAAGUGGCGCUCAACUUCGUCAUCUCAUAUAUGUACAACAAAUUGCCACGGCGGAGAGUGAACAUCUUCGGGGAGGAGCUGGAGAAGGCGCUGAAGGAGAAGUUUGAGGGACACUGGUACCCUGACAAGCCUAUGAAGGGCUCCGCCUACCGCUGUCUCAAAGCCGGAGACCCCAUCGACCCCGUCCUGGAGAAGGCGGCGAGGGAGGCCGGCAUGGAGGUUCGAGAAAUCAAGGACAACCUCCCAGAGGACCUCGCCGUCUGGGUGGACCCAGGUGAGGUGUCCUACAGGAUUGGAGAGAAGGGACAGAUCAAAGUCCUGUACUCCGAGGCCGCGGAGUCCGCCACACAAGAGGAGAACCUCGACAAGGAGGUGACAAAAACGUUCAACCCAGAGGCACAGUGCUUCAAGCCUAUCGACAACCUGAGUUCGUCCCUUAGCAACGUGUCGAUCAGCCCGAAGUCGACGUCGCCAUACUCGGCCAGCUCGCCCACGCCGCCCUUCAAGCAGCGGGAGGCGUCCCCCAUCAACGCCUUCCUCAACAAGAGCUCCGCCCCUCUCACCUUUACAACCGCUACCUUUGCCCAAACAAAAUUCGGGUCCACAAAACUAAAGACGAGUACCAAGCGAGCCAACCGCAUGUCGCCCACAGAGUUCUCUCACUACAUUAAGCAGCGACAGAUGAUCCAACAACAGCAACACGUGCAGCAACAACAACAGCAGCAACAGCAGGCGGUGGCGGUAGCGACGGCCGGGUUCGGCAGUCAGUUCCCCCCGUCCAGGCCUCGCUCUCUGAGCCCCAACCCGCCCCUGGAGCCCCAGGGAGUGUACUUCCCCGGCGGCGCCCCGGGGGGCGGGGCCUACAACCCCUGGGGCCGCGGCAUGUUCGACCAGAGCUUCACGUCACCGUCCUUCUUCACCGACCUGCUGCCCCCUGCCAGCCAGCAGGCGGCAGGACCCAAGUUCCCGCCUAUGUAUGAGCCCCUGAAUGGUGGCAUGAUGGGCGGAGCCGCCCCCGGUGCCGCUUCCAUGGGCGCCGGCGACAAGGCGACAGCGCUGAACGAGGGCGUGAUGGGCGUGUACCCGGCGUCGCAAUACCAGCACCUGCUAGUGGCCAACUAGAGGACGGGCGGGCCAGUACCACCAGCAGCAGCCUCCUCCUUGUCUCCCUGACCCGCCACGGAACAAAAUCAAAAGGUGUCGCCUGAACUUGAGCGUGUCCCAGCAGGAGGACGGGCGGGCGUGUGGGCGUGUGGGCGGGGCAGCUGGCUGCUGGCCGCCACCGCCCACACCUGCACCAGCAGAUCUGACACCACCUGCCAUUAUCCUUCACCUUUUAUAAUUUUGUACUGCCUCAGGUAUAGACGAUUUGGUUUAUAGUAUAAUGACGAAUAUGCCCAUGUUUCAUAGAGUUGCCCAUGGCUAAGGUAAUAUGCCCAUGUUUCAUAGAGUUGCCCAUGGCUAAGGUAAUAUGCCCAUGUUUCAUAGAGUUGCCCAUGGCUAAGGUAAAAUGCCCAUGUUUCAUAGAGUUGCCCAUGGCUAAGGUAAAAUGCCCAUGUUUCAUAGAGUUGCCCAUGGCUAAGGUAAAAUGCCCAUGUUUCAUAGAACAAUACAAGAGUUGCCCAUGGCUAAGGUAAUUGAAAGGUUGACUUUUCAAAGCCGAUGGUUGUGAAUCUGUACAUAGGUUUUGUCUGCGAGAACAAUACGAGGCACAGACUGUUGUUGUAAGCAUGGAUAAGAUUACAUUGUUGUACAAUAUGUACCCUUUAUUAUCAUUAACAAAUAUGGCAUAUAUUUUUCUUACUUGUACAACUAUUAACUAACCGGUACGGUUUCUCUUAAGGUACGAAAACUAAAUAAUUUUGUGAUAAGAUGUGUGAUAGAAGAGUGCAGUAGCGGUCCAGUACAAAUAUACACCCGAUCUUGUUGUCCUUAUAGAGGGUGAGUCUUCACGAGGGACUUUAAAACAAAAAGAAAAAAAAAGCCAAAAAUAUGUAUCACAAUUUAACCCAAUCAGACACCACCACGCUACUGUGAACCAAAAGUAGAACCUAGACACUACACGAGUACGUAGGCCAGUCUCUCGAGGGAGGCGCUGAAGGUACUCUCGCCCGGCUUCUUCUGGCCCGGGGCUUUAAUUGCCUUCUUCAGUUCUUUGAUAUCUCAGUAGAACUCCCUCACGUCCCGAGGAGCAAGGUGGUGACACUGAGGUGGCACUGAGUGGCACUAAGGUGACAAGAUGGGCUCCAGGGUGAUUACGGAAAAGUGUGUGUACGUUCGUUGAGAAGAUAAUGACUGACCGGCUUGGAGAGAGAGCGAGCGAAAGAGUGAGAGAAAGGGAGAGAGAGAGCGAGAGAAAGAGAGAGAGAGAAAUGUAAAAAAAUAAAUAAAAACUUAUAGAAGUGGUGAUGGUUUGGAGAGGUGUUUGAGGAUAACGUUGAAUAUUUUCCUGUUACAUGUUUUAACUCUCAUAUCGACGGUAGACGAGGGUAGACGAGGGUAGAUAAAGUAGAAUACAAUUGUAGAAUAUACGAACUCGCUGGCCCCGUGUUGUCGCCGCGAGAAAUUUUAUAUUGAGUGUUUAUCUGUGUUAGUUUACAGUGAUUGUGUGAAUGACUGCUAUAAUAUUUUGGUAAACUAUUUCUACCAACUGUAGCGUAAUACCCUGUCUGCCAGCAUACAUACAUACCUUCUUUACUCAUGUUGUGUGACUCUGGGUUGGUGAUGUUUACAAGUACGUAUCUUUACUGAAGCUGGGAUGUGUGAAAGCUCAGAUUCAGGUUAAAAUACGCCAGGUCCGGGCGUUGGAUCCUAGAGAUCCAGGCUAGAAAUUGUAGAGCCACGCUAAAAUACGCCAGGUCCGGGCUAUGAUACGCCAGGUCCGGGCUAUGAUACGCCAGGUCCGGGUUAUGAUACGCCAGGUCUAGGCUAUAUACGCCAUGUCUAGCACAGAAUACGCCCAACCUGACUUAUAGACGCCUGAUCGCGAACUAGCUAUAGCAAAAAGUUAGUCAACGCGAAGAAAAAAACAACAUUUUAUCUGUAAGACUCAAGUGUGGCGAGCUCUCAGGAGGCCAGAAGCCAAGCGAGGUCGCCUGGAGGUCUGAGGGUAUCUUGGAGGCCGCCUGGAGGCUCUUAAGAGGCUUAGGGGUCUCCUGAAGGCCCACAUGGAGGCCGCCUCAACACGUAUCUGGUCGCUGCAAAACAUUAUAUAUUAAGAUAGUCUAAUGGAAAGGGCAAGAUAAUAAAAAAUAGUUAAAAAAAAAGCUGUCAAAUGACCCACGGAAAUUUAAUGACUCUGGGUCGGUUGUUUUUUGUCAAUAGUCCGGUGAUAAUCACUAUGUAAUUAAGAUUGUAAUUAGACACGCUUGGGGUGUGCCGGCAGUCAGGGGUGCAGAAGGUGGCGGCAGGCUGGCACUAGGCAGGGCUGUGUUGGUGCCACCUUACUGUAAGAGUGUCACCACCACACACAGUAAUCUGGUGUGGUGGUGAAGGCCGGUGGUGUGGCACUAUUGGUGUGCCUCCCUCCUGGGGUGUGCCACAAGGGUACAACUACCACACACUCACACACCACUGUAGUGUGAGAUGGUUGGCUGGCACCGAGGGUUGGCACUGUGUAUGUAUGUGUCCCCAUCCUGCCAGAGCACCAGCACCCCUGACACCGGUCACCGUGGCACUACAAGAAACUCUCUGUCAAAAACCAUACUUGCAUCCCCAGUCAUUAUGCAGCCCAUUCCUGUUUCAUAUAUGAAUUUGUCAUUAUUAUUGUCUUUCUAGUCACAAAGUAACUACUAUUUUUCUAAACAGUGACGCCCAACCAGGCUGUCUGCAAGUAUAAUAUAAUAUAUUCAUUUUUAUAAUUUCUUAUGUUUUUAUUAUUGUGAAAGAAUUAAUAAAUGUGUAGUUUGGAAA